UAAAGUGUAAGAACUCAUUUUGAAAUCGUUACCACAACUGGCAUUUAUCUUUAAUUAACUCUUAAUAUAUCCACAUUGCAACACGCAGCUACCAUCAGGAUGCAGGACCAUCUACUACACGGCUGCCAAGCCCAUUCAUAUUUACAUAAACAAUUGACAAGUAUGGAUUUUCGGAAACAGAUUUCACGAUUCUUAGGGAAGGCAGCUCAUAGACGAUGGAAGGAUGUAGCAAGUGACAUAAUGGCAGUAAUUGGAGGAAUUAAACCCAGUUUUUUGUAUGACUAUUCAACUUGUGAUUCAAAAUUUUUGGACAAACUUGUUGCCGAAAUGGAAUCAUUGACCAAGUGGGAAACACAGAAAGCUGACAUUUCUCUCUCACCUGAUAGUGAUAGUGAGAGGGUUGCAAAUCAUGGUAUUCGAACAACUGGUACAUUGAAUAUAAAGGAUGAUGUAGUUGUCUUCAACAAAGAAAUUUUGAUCAGAAAACUCAAACAUUUUAUUUUGACCAUGAAGAGUGAUGCAACUGAUACUGAUAGAUCAGGAGAGGAGAACCCAAAUGAACAAGUUUAUACCUUGGUUGAUGUUAGUGGAAAACUGUUGAAUCCAACCUUGGCAGACAGAAGUAUUACUCAGGAGAUAGUGAUCAUAGCAAAGGACAUUUUAACACAGAUUGAAGCUGAAUUUGCUGACCCAAGGCGGAGCUCCGGUGAGGUAGCAGCAACUAUUCAUAUCGAAGAUCAUUGGAAUGUAUCAACAAUAUUUGGCCUUUUGCUUGGAUACCCAGUAUUGUACUGGUAUCAAGUUGAUAUUCAAGACAAUUGCCUUGCUUAUACUCCUCUCAGUGUCAUCAAAUGUACAUGUAAAUGCAUGGUUAAAACAAACAACUGUGGCUCAGAGAAUGUUUGCAGAUCUAUAAAAGAGAUGAGCAAUCAUGAUCAUGUUAUGUACUCGUUCAGUAUUCCCAGUCUCUUAUUUGAGCAUGCAAGCAAACGAAUUGCAAAAUGGAAAGAGUCUAUAUGUCAUGCUGUAGAUUUAUGUGAAUAUUUUACUUCUGCUUCUUUUGAAUGUAACACGGUAACAUUGCCGGUAGUUGCAUUAUGAAUGGAUUGUGAAACAAGUCAUUUUAGGCCUGCAGACCAACAAUUAAAUGUAGGAAUACAUGCAGUACCAGUGCAUUACGAAAGAAUGCAUAAU
Lytechinus pictus (painted urchin) is the source of this 1194-nucleotide messenger RNA. RefSeq names its product UPF0739 protein C1orf74 homolog. The record is from RefSeq and is a predicted model, not a curated record. The coding region runs from base 100 to 1101 and encodes 333 amino acids. NCBI's taxonomy places the organism in Eukaryota, Metazoa, Echinodermata, Echinoidea, Temnopleuroida, Toxopneustidae. The transcript has a single exon.